CAAGUUUUUCUCACUUGCCGCUCCAGCCCCACACACGCGGAUGAGAAGGCGAUGAGCAGCCGAUCAGCAAAACAAAAAAAAGGCAAAAUAACCGGUUUAUAGUGACGAGAGGGGCUGGCUGGAUUAUUCAACAAUUAGGGACGCGGGUACGGAUUUUCGCCUUUAAUCACGUUAAUGCCUGAUAUAUCAACAAUAUCAGACACCGGAAAUUGUUGGAUACUGUUUGGAAUCAACAAUAUUUCGAAUCAAUAUUUGAGCAGCCUGAAAGCAGAAUAAUUCGGAUAUUUUGGCAACAGCUCGUUGGCGUCCAUAAAGCUAAAGCAGAGCAUAUUCUGAGCCCAAUGUCUCUUCUCUGGAAGCCCUAGCAUCGGUGUCUUCCUCUCCUGUCAGUGGUGGCGUCCCCUGUAGGAGCAUGUCGGCAGCACAAACUCAGAAGGAUAGCGAGGGUCCCUGGGGACUGGACUCCCUGGGCUUGAGCCAGAGAGAGCUGGUACUGGCUGAAGCCCUACAGAUGGAGUAUGAUGCCCUGUCCAGACUCAAACAGGACAAGGGGGGGGACAGCCACGGGACCAGCAGCCAGGGUGGUGGGAAAGUACCUACGCUACCCCCUUGGGAAGGCCAGAGGCAGGUCGAUCGCCCCCUCCCACCCCGCCCCAGCCUUAGUCCUCCUGGAAGGAGUUUGCUAAGAGGGUUAUCUGGCUCGGACCUCUCCCUCCACCACCUCCAGCCUGGGGGGUCCCACUCCCCACAGCCCUCCCCAGCCAGGGCCAGGGAGCCCAUCUAUAUCCUAGAGAGUCCAGGGAAGGGAGACUACUUGAGUACCAGCUAUGGGGAGUCUGGGUCUAGCUUUGGUUCUUCUCUGACUCUGCCUAAAGGCUUCCCCCCUCCUGAUGACCCUCCUCCUGCUGUACCCCCCAGGACCCCUCUACUCCCCUCUGAGCCCUUCCUGCCCCCCCGACCCACUACGACUCCCCGAGAUGUCAACCUGUUCACCCCUGAGGUGGACCAGCCCAAACUGUCGUCAGGGGAAACGCUAAACUAUGAGAGCCUCAACGACGCUCUCUCCAAGCUCAAUGGGGAUUUGCCAUCUCCAAGGGGUAGGUGGGCCAACGGGGACCAAUCAGGGAAGCCGUUGGCUCGGAGCAAGACCCUCCCCCCUCAGGUGCCCCCCCGCACCUACUUACCUAUCCAGAAGAGCAACAAGAACCAGCACAGAGUGUCGGCCGACCCGGUGUCCCUGGGCACCAGGCUCAAUGGUUUUGGCUAUGAGCUCUUCCAGGUGUCAGAGGAGAGAGACGAGGAGGUGGCCGCUUUCUGCCACAUGCUCGAUGUAUUGCGCUCAGCAUAUCCGUGCAGUGACCAGUCUAAGAACACAGGGUUUGUGUGGUCACCCUCAGUGGGGCCUGAAGAGCUACAACAGGGGUUAGGGGUCAGCGUCAAGGUUACGGUCAUCAGCGACCACUUUAGAGAACCACUCACCUUCACCUGUGACGGGUCGUCUACGGUAGACCUGUUGAUCUACCAGACGUUGUGUUAUGCUAAUGAAGACCUUGAUCACAUUGAUGUCGACCACUACCUCCUCAAAGUCUGCGGUCAGGCCGAGUUCCUACAGAAUUCCCAGACGUUGACAGGGUUGGAGCAUAUCCAGCUGUGUGUGAAGUUUGACUGGGACAUUCGUCUCUUCCUCACUAAGAGAGGCUCUGUCAACACAGAACUGGGCCGCACGGAGGGGGAUGAUGAGACGGCCUCUACGAUGAACCACAGCAUCCUGCUGCAGGAGCGACCAAUCAAACAGACAGUUACUAGGGAGGCUUUGACUCUGCUCCUGGACACCUUUCACAACGAGGCUGAGUCCUUCCUUCUAUCAGAGGUGGAGCUUGUGUUGCACGUGGAACGGCUCGUCCAAUCAGUGAAGGCUCUCUGCAGCUCGCUGGCUGCUGUGGAAACGCCUGACAUCACUUCCGCCCUCAACCAGCUUCCAGCAUGCCCCUGUCGUCUGCAGCCCAGAGUCCAGAAGGAUUCAUCAGUGCUGGCCAUCAGAGAGAACAGAGAGAAAAUGGUGGAGAAGCUGACGGUGGCCAUUUUAGAUCUGGUGGAGCUGUACUGCAGCACAUUCAAUGCUAACUUCCACACCACGGUGCAGAGCAACCGGCACACGGCGCCCACACAGGAAGCAGGCCUGGUCACCAACGUCCUAUCCUUCAGCGUCUACGCUGCUCACCGCAUCCCCAUCACAUGGGCGGCCAGCUAUGAGGGCUUCUUCCUGUCGUGCUCUCUGACCCAUGGAGGAGCAGAGCUUUGUGCCCCCCAGCACACCAGCAAACAGCAGGUCAGCAAGUACCUGUUUCACCUGGUAGUCUGGGACCAGAGGGUGUGCUUCCCAGUGCAGAUCAACCAGUUGCCAAGGGAGACCCAGCUGACAGUGACUCUGUAUGCCAGUGCUCUGCCACCCCCUGGAGGAGUGGAAGAGAAGGGUAGUAAGCAGCGCCGCAGCAUCGAAUCCCUGGGCUGGGUCACCAUGCCCCUCUUCAACUUCAGACACAUCCUGACAUGUGGGAGGAAGCUACUGGGUCUGUGGCCUUCCAACCCAGGAAGUAACGCUCGCUCCAGCUUCCCCAACUUCAGCCAGCCUGACAGCGUCAUCCUGCAGGUGGACUUCCCAACGUCGUCAUUUGAGGUGCUCUUCAGUACCCCCCCUCCUGCAGAGUUCAGUCCCCAGUAUGACUUCUGCAGACUGGACCAGCACAGCCAGAGACAACUACAGGACGUUCUGCACAAGAAGUCACUUUUCUGGUUGACUCCAGAGGACAAGCGUCUGUUGUGGGAGAAGCGUUCGUUCUGCCAGUCAGAGAGUGGUGCCCUGCCCCUGGUGCUGGCUAGUGCCCCCCGCUGGGAGUGGGCAUGUCUGUCCGAUAUCUAUGCCCUGCUCCGCCAGUGGGCAUGUCUCAACCACCACCACGCACUGGGCCUGCUGCAUGCCACGUUCCCUGAUCAGGAGCUGAGGCAUACUGCAGUACAGUGGAUGGACUCUAUCUCUGACCCUGAGCUGCUGGACUUCCUACCACAGCUGGUGCAGGCUCUGAAAUAUGAGUGUUACCUGGACAGCCCGUUGGUGCGUUUCCUGCUACGGAGAGCCAUAGGGGACAUGCGCAUCGCACACUAUCUCUUCUGGUUGUUGAAGGACACUCUGCAGGACAGCCAAUUCAGUGGGAGGUACCAGCACCUGUUAGCAGGCCUGCUGUGCUGUGUGGGUCGGGGUCUCCGAGAGGAGUUUGACAGACAGUGCUGGCUGGUCACCAUCCUGGCUAAAGUAGCCCAACGUGUCCGGGACACCUCUCCCUCCAGCAGACAGGCCAUCCUUCGGGAGGGACUGGAGGAGGUCAGGCAGUUCUUCUCUGUCAGUAGCAGCUGCCGUCUCCCCCUCAACCCUGGCAUGCUGGUCAAAGCCAUCAACAUACAGUUGUGUUCUUACUUCAACUCCAACGCCGUGCCGCUCAAACUGUCCUUCCAGAACCUGGAUCCUCUGGGAGACAACAUCAAUGUCAUCUUCAAGUCAGGUGACGACCUGCGCCAGGACAUGCUGACCCUGCAGAUCAUCCGCAUCAUGAACAAGAUCUGGAUCCAGGAGGGGCUGGACAUGAGGAUGGUGAUCUUCAGAUGUUUUUCUACCGGACGAGGCAGCGGUAUGGUGGAGAUGAUUCCCCAGGCUGAGACUCUGAGGAGGAUCCAGGGGGAACAUGGAGUGACUGGUUCCUUUAAGGACCGAACCCUGGCUGACUGGCUACAGAAACACAACCCCACAGAGGACGAGUAUGAGAAGGCUGUGGAGAACUUUAUCUACUCGUGCGCAGGCUGCUGCGUGGCCACCUACAUCCUGGGUAUCUGUGACCGCCACAAUGACAAUAUCAUGCUAAAGACCAGCGGUCACAUGUUCCACAUCGACUUUGGCAAGUUUUUAGGACAUGCCCAGAUGUUUGGCAACAUCAAACGAGACCGUGCUCCGUUUGCAUUCACCUCUGACAUGGCCUAUGUCAUCAACGGAGGAGAGAAACCUUCCAGUCGUUUCCAUGACUUUGUGGACCUGUGCUGUGAGGCCUACAACCUCAUCCGCAAACACACACACCUCUUCCUCAACCUACUGGGACUGAUGUUGUCGUGUGGCAUUCCUGAGCUGUCAGACCUGGAUGAUCUGAAGUAUGUCUACGACGCCUUGAGACCUCACGAGUCUGAGGCUGACGCUACAAUGUACUUCACCAGGUUGAUAGAGUCCAGUCUGGGCAGUGUUGCAACUAAGUUGAACUUCUUCAUUCAUAACUUGGCCCAGAUGAAGUUUGCCUCAUCUGAGGAGCAUCCUGUCCUCUCCUUUGCCCCUCGGGUUUACACCCUCAAGACUGAUGGACUCAUCUGCAACCUCUUUGUCUGCCGACACAUACGAACGUACAGCUCCAGCAAAGGAUACGCAUUUGUGGUGAAAGUGGAGCGAGAGGGCCAGCAGGGGUCAGUGUUGGUCCAGAGGAGCUUUGAGGAGUUCUAUGAACUACACAGUAAACUACGCCUCGUCUUCCCCUCAUCCAAACUACCCAGUUUCCCCAGCCGUUUUUUGAUUGGGCGUUCUCGAGGAGAGGCGAUGGCUGAUAGGAGGAAAGACGAGCUCAACGGAUACGUCUGGCAUCUGGUGCACGCUGCGCCCGAGGUCGCCCAGUGUGACCUCAUCUACACUUUCUUCCAUCCUCUGCAAAGAGACGAGAAACCUGGAACAGUGGUGAACACACUGCAGAGCAAACCUGCAGAGAUCUGUUGGGCUCCGGUCUCAGGCAAAGUGGUAGGAGAGGUCAAGCUCUCCAUCUCCUACAAGAGUGACAAGCUCUUCAUCAUGGUCAUGCACAUACGAGGCCUGCAACCCUUGCAGGAAGGGACAGACCCUGACCCCUAUGUCAAGCUGUACCUCCUCCCAGACCCCCAGAAAACCAGCAAGAGGAAGACCAAGGCCGCGCGCCGCACUUGCAACCCCACCUACAAUGAGAUGCUGGUGUAUGACCGUAUCCCUCGCGGAGAUCUGCAGCAGAGGGUUAUCCACCUACGGGUACUGGGGGAUGGUGCAUUCUGGGAAAACACCCUGCUGGGCGAGGCCUUCAUCCCCCUGAAGACUCUGACACCUGGACAGUGCUGGGCAGACUGGCACCAACUGGGCACGCCCACCACCGACUCCACACACUGAGUGAGAGAGAGGUGGAGGGUGAGAGAGAGGGCGAGAAAUUACUAAUCAGGUCUGUGUGUGUGCACGCGCAUAGGUCUGUUCAGUUGUGAGAGUUGGUCUGGUUUAAUUCCCCCAAUGGGGGUGUGUGUUGACUCCUAUCAUGCCCAGUGGGUGUGUGUGUUGACUCCUAUCAUGCCCAGUGGGGGUGUGUGUUGACUCCUAUCAUACCCAGUGGGGGUGUGUGUUGACUCAUAUCAUGCCCAGUGGGGGGGUGUGUUGACUCCUAUCAUGCCCAGUGGGGGUGUGUGUUGACUCCUAUCAUGCCCAGUGGGGGUGUGUGUUGACUCCUAUCAUGCCCAGUGGGGGUGUGUGUUGACUCCUAUCAUACCCAGUGGGGGUGUGUGUUGACUCCUAUCAUGCCCAGUGGGGGUGUGUGUUGACUCCUAUCAUGCCCAGUGGGGGUGUGUGUUGACUCCUAUCAUGCCCAGUGGGGGUGUGUGUUGACUCCUAUCAUGCCCAGUGGGGGUGUGUGUUGACUCCUAUCAUGCCCAGUGGGGGUGUGUGUUGACUCCUAUCAUGCCCAGUGGGGGUGUGUGUUGACUCUUAUCAUGCCCAGUGUGUUUGUGU
Molecule: messenger RNA, 5824 nt
Organism: Salvelinus fontinalis (brook trout)
Lineage: Eukaryota; Metazoa; Chordata; Actinopteri; Salmoniformes; Salmonidae
Product: phosphatidylinositol 4-phosphate 3-kinase C2 domain-containing subunit beta-like
Exons: 32
Coding region: 413-5218 (1601 amino acids)
Biological process (GO): phosphatidylinositol-3-phosphate biosynthetic process; phosphatidylinositol 3-kinase/protein kinase B signal transduction; phosphatidylinositol-mediated signaling
Cellular component (GO): plasma membrane; phosphatidylinositol 3-kinase complex; cytoplasm
Molecular function (GO): phosphatidylinositol binding; 1-phosphatidylinositol-4-phosphate 3-kinase activity; 1-phosphatidylinositol-3-kinase activity
Source: RefSeq, a predicted model, not a curated record